Messenger RNA from Fusarium musae, 921 nucleotides. RefSeq lists its product as uncharacterized. Lineage: Eukaryota; Fungi; Ascomycota; Sordariomycetes; Hypocreales; Nectriaceae. The record is from RefSeq and is a predicted model, not a curated record. The transcript is spliced from 3 exons. Bases 1 to 921 code for a protein of 306 amino acids.
AUGCCUCAGACAACUUCCAAAUCCUUCCACAGCCUGAGCGCUGAGCAUGCUGGCUUCGUUAAACACCCCAGGUUCUGGACUGCGCACCAUCUGGCCGUCGUGAACUGCAGCUUCCAGCAGGUCGAAAGCGACGAUAAACAGGAAUACGUGAUUCCUGAUACUGAGCAAGCCCAACGUAUGACCAAGUUGGCUUCGAUGCUCGCUAGUGGAGUACGUCGCGAGGCAAAGUCGUCCGGGUGGGUCGCGAAGCUUCUCCUUCACAACAAGCCAACCCCCAUCACUUUGAUCUACGCGCCUUUCUUUUUCGACUAUGGCGGGCAUCGAGUUCGCCUGGGAAGUUCUAAGGUCAUCAUCUACGGGAUCAAGCACGACAUUUCUAUCCCGCAUGCUGAUCCCAUCAUCGGUUACUACGGGUAUAGCACCGACAAGGAGCGCAAGAAUAUGCUUUACGUACCACCUGGUCCCGACGGCCUCGACAAUGAACCUAUCCAGGGCAUUUGCGACAUUAGAUAUCGCCAAGUGACCCCCACAGAUUGGCGACACGACCCGUACUUUGUUUGCCUCCUCAUCGGCUUGGCUCAACUCCAGGUUCGCGAGGGCCUGGCGCCGCAAGAGGGAAUGUUCUUGGCACGCCUCCUCGUUACCAAUGUGACCGAUCUGACCAAUGCGUACGUCUACAAGGCGGAUAUUCCGCACCAGCUCCUUGAUAGUCUGGAUCAUCCUACCCGCACCAUCGAUGACUUUGUCUUUCCAAAGAUCAAUUACGUAGUCGUUCCUUUCGAACCGUACUCGACCUUUGCGGAUCGCGUCCGGUUCCAGCUGGCCGGCGCAGAGUACUCGUCCUCGCCUGGUCCAGUUCGCUCUGAUCAGGUCGUGGCUUCGGAGCCGCAUGGGGAGAAGCGAAAGCGCGAUGAAGAGUAA